Messenger RNA from Sodiomyces alkalinus F11, 1173 nucleotides. RefSeq lists its product as hypothetical. NCBI's taxonomy places the organism in Eukaryota, Fungi, Ascomycota, Sordariomycetes, Glomerellales, Plectosphaerellaceae. Bases 1 to 1173 code for a protein of 390 amino acids. Gene Ontology annotation, molecular function: transcription coregulator activity. The transcript is spliced from 3 exons. Gene Ontology annotation, biological process: regulation of transcription by RNA polymerase II. Gene Ontology annotation, cellular component: mediator complex. The record is from RefSeq and is a predicted model, not a curated record.
AUGGAGAAUGAGGUUAUCGCGAGCUCCAAUUUCUCGAAGAAACCCCGGCCGAGUUCUGCCGAGUCACGUGAUCUGGAACCUACAAUACCGGCAUUCGGGGGUAUCGUCAUGGACAACUACAUUGAUGCCCGAUUUGAGCGGGUUGAGAAGGCAUUGGCCAGUCUGGUCGAAUCCGUCUCAAAAUAUCACCCAUACGCCAAACAGGCGCAGGACCUUCAAGACGCAGACCGGGAGCUUAUGGAGAGGCACCAAAAUAAUCACCUUCGCCUUCAAAAACUGCGAGCUACUUCCUCUUCCCUCGAUGCACAGAUUCGCGAAACCCUCACCAGUCUCGCCUCGACCCGAAAAGACAUCACCACGACACACAUCACCGUCGAACAAGACGGGCCCCAUUACAGUAUCAAGUACGAUGAACUCCUAAACUAUGCCCGCCGCAUUAGCAAGACAACCCUCCCUCCAGCCGGCGUUACGAACGGUCUCCCUCCGGAGAGCGGCAACCUCUCUCAAGACCAGCCCGCUAGUGCAACCAGCGCAGUACCCGUCAAUGGUAUGCAGAGCGGCGCUACGAGCGCAUCCCCAACACCAACCGCCCACUCCCAACAACAACAACAACAACAACAACAACAACAACAACACACCCAGCUACCGGACCCGCCGGGCGGCCCGAAUGGAACCUCCUCCUCCUCCCAGCAACCCAGCGAACCACACACCACGCAACAAUCAGGCAUCACCUCCUUCUCCUCCACCCAAGGCGGCUCGCGGACCACCCUCCCCGACGGCCUCCGGAACGUCCUCGACCCGAAUUUCGGCGUGCACUUCAUCCCCUGGCCGAACGAGUACCAGAUUGGCGGCGGCGCGCUGGCGGCCGUGCAGGACCUGGCGGGGCGCGGCAUCGACCCGAAGGGACACGACCCGGAGGCGGUGGCGGCCGAGAAGCGUCGCCUCGAGGAGGCCGAGAGGGCGGCGCGCGAGGAGGAGGAGCGCCGGAAGCGCGAGGAAGACAAGCGGCGGCGCGAGGAAUGGGAGGCCAACGCCGCGCGGAGGCAGGCUAUGGACGAUCAGCGGAGGGAGAGUGCCGUUUCGCCUGGCGCGGGAGCGGGUGCCGGUGGGCAGCACAAGAACACCCAGUUUCAGUUUACGAGUCUAGACGUGGACGAUGACGAUGACGACUGA